CCACUUUAGGGUUCAAUCAUUAAAUCCCUAAUUCAAUUUAUCAUCCUCUCUCUUUCGUCUUCUCAAUUUCUGAAUCAAACCCAAACCCAUUCUCGAAAUAGAGUCUUCUCUAAAGUUCAAAAUCUUGGUUAAUUGGGUUCGUCGGAAACGAUGGCGGUGAAUUUGACGGCAGGAGCGAUAACGAAGAUAUUGAAUGGAGAAGUGUCGAGUGAGAUAGAUUUGAUGCCAGUGCUACAAGUAACGGAAUUGAAGAUGAUUCCAAGCAGGCUUCAUCAAAAUCAGGAAUCUAACAAUCGAUAUAAGGUUUUGUUAUCAGAUGGGAUUCACUUGCAAGCAGGAAUGCUUAAUACUACAUUGAACACUUUAGUGAUUCAAGGCAGUAUUCAAUUGGGUUCGAUUGUUAGAAUCACUCACUAUGUCUGCAGUCUCAUCCAGGGUCGAAGGAUUGUUAUAAUUAUGCAAUUGGAGGUUAUUGUGGCGAAAUGUGAUAUAAUUGGAACUCCUAAUGAACCUGGGCAACGCGGUGGAGCGGCGGUUCCUGUUAACACACAAAGCAAUGGUGGUUUUGACCAGCAACAAGCUAGAAGGAGUGAUGUCACUGGUGGGAGAUAUGGUGUAUCUGCUAAUUCACCUCAGCCUCAAGUUGGUGGUCUUAACAGUUCCGACCCUGGGAGAUAUGGUGUAUCGGCUAGUUUUGCUCAGCCUCAAGUUGGUGGUUCUAACAGUUCCGACGCUGUGAGAUAUGGUGUAUCGGCGGCUGCUUCACCUCAUCCUCAAGUUAGUCAAAGAUAUGGUACUGGUUCUGGUUAUCCGGAAACAUCACCUUCCACCAGACCGUAUGUGAGCUCAAAUGCAGGUUAUGGAGGGUCUAGGCAGGAGCAACCUCGGGCUCCUCCUGCAACAACUUCUUAUUCCCGUCCAGUUCAGUCAGCUUAUCAGCCACAACAACCACCGAUGUAUGUUAAUAGGGGACCUGUGGCUAGGAAUGAAGCUCCUCCGAGGAUAAUUCCGAUUGCUGCUCUUAAUCCUUACCAGGGUCGGUGGACCAUCAAGGUCAGAGUCUCGAGUAAGGCAGAAUUGAGGCGGUUUAAUAAUCCGCGUGGGGAAGGGAAAUUAUUCAGUUUUGAUCUCCUUGAUGCUGAUGGUGGAGAAAUACGGGUGACUUGUUUUAAUGAUGUGGUUGAUCAAUUUUUUGACCAGAUUGUAGUUGGAAAUGUUUAUCUGAUUUCAAGGGGAAAUUUGAAGCCUGCUCAGAAGAACUAUAAUCAUCUUCCCAAUGAUUAUGAAAUACAUUUGGACUCUGCAUCAACGAUACAGCGCUGUGAGGAUGAUGGUACCAUUCCACGCAAUCAGUUCCAUUUUCGUAGCAUAAGUGAUAUUGAAAACAUGGAGAGCAACAGCAUGACUGAUCUAAUUGGUAUUGUUUCGUCCAUCGGAACGACAGUACCAAUUAUGCGGAAAAACGGAACUGAGGUACAGAAAAGGGCACUUCAGUUAAAGGAUAUGUCAGGCCGAAGUGUCGAGGUAACCAUGUGGGGUAAUUUCUGCAACGCAGAAGGACAGCAAUUGCAAAAUCUUUGUGAUUCUGGGGUAUUUCCGGUUCUUGCUUUGAAAGCGGGCAGGAUCGGUGAAUUCAACGGGAAGCAAGUGAGCACCAUUGGAUCAAGUCAAUUCUUCGUAGAGCCAGAUUUCCCUGAAGCCAGAGAAUUAAGGCAAUGGUAUGAGAGAGAAGGAAGGAAUGCUCAUUUUACCUCCAUAUCUAGAGAGUUUUCCGGUGUAGGCAGACAAGAAGUUCGCAAGGUAAUUGCUCAGAUCAAGGACGAGAAGCUAGGGACCUCAGAGAAGCCGGACUGGAUCACAGUCUGUGCCACCAUUUCAUUCAUGAAGGUUGAGAAUUUCUGCUAUACGGCUUGUCCUAUCAUGAAUGGAGAUCGUCCAUGCAGCAAAAAAGUCACAAAUAACGGAGAUGGGACGUGGCGUUGUGAGAAGUGUGAUAAAUGCGUGGAUGAAUGUGACUACAGAUAUAUAUUGCAGAUCCAGUUACAGGACCAUACAGGCCUAACCUGGGCCACAGCAUUCCAGGAAGCUGGUGAAGAGAUAAUGGGAAUGUCUGCAAAAGAUUUGUAUUAUGUGAAGUAUGAAAAUCAGGAGGAGGAGAAAUUUGAAGAUAUCAUCCGCAGUGUCGCUUUUACCAAGUACAUUUUCAAGCUGAAGAUUAAAGAAGAAACUUAUAGCGACGAGCAACGGGUUAAAGCAACAGUUGUGAAAGCUGAAAAGCUGAACUAUGCUUCAAAUACCAGGUGCAUGCUAGAGGCAAUGGAUAAACUCAAGAUAGGAGAUGCAAAUUCUCUGCCUACAAAGACAGAGAGUUCCAACUACAGGUCUGAUGCAGUUAAUUCCGGUAUUGGAACCUCAGGAACUAGAGACACCGCAUCAGUGGAUGCACGAAGAGAAUUCGGAGUACCUGCAGCAAACCAAGUGGGUCAGUAUGGAAAUCAGUACAGUAGUGGUGCAAGGUCUCUUGGCGGUAUUACUAGCUGCAACGCAUGUGGCAGCAACAGCCAUGUUUCGGCAAACUGCCCAAGCCUUAUGAGUGAGCCACAAGGACAAUACAUGAAUGGCACACCGGGAAGAUACAAUGCAGGAGGAGGUAUGCCAAGGCAAAAUGUUGGCAGCUACUGAAAAACUUGAGGGACUAUUUCACAUCAUCAUUAUCAUCAGCAAUGGUCAGAGGCUGUUUUGACCGUUUUAAGUUUGCUUAUCUACUAGACUACUACAUUAGGAUGUUUCAGUUCCAUAUUUUGUCGGUCUUUAGUGUUUUUGUUUUUGUAUUAACUCUCUUUAUUAUUAGAUGAGGUCAAGUUUUCUGAUCAAAAUCUGAUUCAAGUAAACUACAUAGUAACUU
Arabidopsis arenosa is the source of this 2905-nucleotide messenger RNA. Lineage: Eukaryota; Viridiplantae; Streptophyta; Magnoliopsida; Brassicales; Brassicaceae. The record is from the annotation of a GenBank genome assembly.